Messenger RNA from Centrocercus urophasianus (Greater sage-grouse), 6430 nucleotides. RefSeq names its product matrin 3 (gene MATR3). Lineage: Eukaryota; Metazoa; Chordata; Aves; Galliformes; Phasianidae. The transcript is spliced from 14 exons. The record is from RefSeq and is a predicted model, not a curated record. Gene Ontology annotation, molecular function: zinc ion binding; RNA binding. Gene Ontology annotation, cellular component: nucleus. Bases 2678 to 5386 code for a protein of 902 amino acids.
GCAGCUCUGUGUGGUCGAAGCCCUGCCAAUCAGGCUCUGCAGCCCUGUUCCGUGCUGGGCUGGGCUGUUAGGUUUUGUUCUCUGAUAAUCUCUGCAAAGCAGUGGACAAUGAGCUGCCAAUUGAAAAUUGUGACGAGAGGAUUAGCGAGCAUCUGUUCGAAGAGAAAGGGUUAUUUUGGAAAGCAGAGAACUUUCCUGAUAGAGCAGAAUCCUGACUUGUGGAGUCCCUUUACCAUCGGGACACACCGUGCCUGCCCACAGGGCUCCUGCUGCCUCACUGUGACAGUCUGCUUUGCAAAGCUCUGCAACACCUGGCCUGAUGAAGAGACUGUUAAGUUUGGUUUCACACCAUUCUGUGAAUGCACGAAAGAAAGAGAAGGAAGUUUUCCAUAGAAAUGGGGUAAGGACUGUGGGGCUGUUAGAAGAGUGCUAACUGUAUGUAAGACAAAAUAUGGAUGGAUAUGACUGUCUUCUCUCGUUUGAAUGACUCUUGGUUCUUAUAGCAGCCCUGAGAUGCUGUUUGUUAGUCCUCAGGAUGUUCAGCCUGUCCUGGAUGCCUGCUCAGCAUUUGCCUCUGCCCUCCCCUGUUCUGUUUCUCUGUUUCCCCCUGCAGCUCUCUGCAGUGUUUUUGUGUCUUCUGCCUCAGAUACUUUCCUUUCAUCCCAUGUUUCUCAAUCUCAGUCUCAACCAAAUACUGCACAAUUAAACUUGCUAGGAGCUAACUCCAAAUUAUGUGGGUUUUAAACCCACAGGUGAACCCAAAAGUUUAAACAACAGAAUCUACAGGAAAUUGUAUAAAGCAGAUAUUUUCAGGGAUGGAAUUCUGGCUAGGUUUUGGGUGCUGUUUCUCUUGCAGUAUUCAUUAUUUUUCUCCCUGGAAGUGCAGUUUGGUAACAGUGCUGCUUUUGUACGUAAUAUGAGAAGGAAAUGGGAGGUGCUUUACAGAGUAAUGAAAACAAAGUGGAAGAGCUUUAUGCAGUGCUGGAACAGGGCUCUGAAUGGAGCAGGCAGCUGGGCAGGAGGCACACGCGUAACUGUGACCUUUUUUCUUGUUUCCUGUACAAGAGAAAUUGCCUUGUGCACAGCUGGACUCUUCAAGGAAAAAAUCCUUGCUUUUGUUUUACCCUUUCCAUUCCUCCCUAAACGUGGCUGCUCUUAGGAGCUGGUUUUGUUUGGAGCUGUGCGAUUUCUGCCUGUUUCUUCUUGAAGCCGUAAGGAAAUGAGGAGCAGCACCAAAGCAAAACAUGGCUGCAGAGGUUUGGAAGGACGUGACUGCAUUGGGGGUGGAAGAGCAGCGUGUCCCUCGUGGAAUGGCUUCAUGAGUGUCAAAUCGCUUUAUGUUUUGUGUCCGUAUCCCAAGGCUGAAGGACUGUGGGAGAGAAGUGUCGCAGCUUAUUCCUGCUGUGCAUUAAAAAGAAAUCCCGGAAUACAGGCACUAGUCUGUAAAGCAUACUGUUACAAAUGUAGGUUAAAUGGGGUUCAAUCGGGCAUUUAAGCACCAGGUUGGGAUGUGUGUGAGGACAGCGGGGGAUGAACAUCUCUCCUGAGUGCUGGCUUAGGAUCUUUAACUGCCACGUGUGGUCACGGUCCCAGAAGUGCCAGGAGCGAAGCAGCAGCAAUAGGAGCCUCAGCUGCCAGCCCCACAGGGCCGCGUGGGGCCCAGUGCCAUCUGCUGACUCCCAGGUCUUUCUGCAGGUUUCCCUUGGGCUCCCAGCCCACAACUAAGCCUGACCUUGCUUAGCUUGAGGUCUGAAGGUACGGGCUGACGUCACAGCUGCGAUGUAACAGUAAAGAUUCGCUUCCUGUGUGCUGCUAUCUGUAUAACUGCAAUUUGAGCAAGAGGUCUUAUUUACUUCCUGACAAAAUUGAAACUUGUUUUUCUUGUUCACAUCUAUCUUCACAUCGGUAAUUUGAUUUUUAACUGCAUAAAGAUUGGAAUACUGUGGUUGGUCUUGUUUACCAGAUCUUACAGCAGAAACUUGUUACCCAAACUUCAAUUGCUUUUAACUUCCUUUCGUCCUGUUCUGUGGUGGUAUAGGUUUCAUUUUCAAGUGUGUGUUAUAUGCCAAAGUCAUCUCUGAUUCUGGGCACUGAAGGUUUUUAUAUGGUCUUCUCACAGAGAGUAGUGCAGCACUGCAGGCUAGAAACAAAGCCGUAAAACGGAGAUCAGGGCUUAUAUGCUAGUAAGCUUUAGAUGCUUUCAGACAUCCCAAACUUCUGAAAUUCACUUGUCUUCGGUAUGAAAGUAGUCUGUUUAUUUUUUUUGUUUGUUUGUUUUGUAGAAGAGUGGUAGUAUGUACAGGAAAUACUGCUGUAUUUUUGUCUGAAACAAUAUUUGUAGGUUCUGGGUACAUCUUGUAUCUGUUUUAUUAUAUGAUGAAAGCCUUAUAAGAUUGAGAUCUUUAAUGUUUUAGAUCAACAUGAUGCAUAAGUUUAAAACUGCAUCUGUUUAAAGGGAUUUGUGACUAAAACUGCUUGUUUUUCUACAGAAUUGUCUGGUGUUUCUCAGCUUGAAGAAGAUCUGCAGUCAUUAUUGAUCCUCUUUCUUGGCGUUGCCGCUUUCGAAGUGAAGUUUGCCUAGCUUUGUAGUGCGAGCUUUCUUUUCAGCCAUCUUAAACCCAACCAAACAAACAAACAAAGAUUUUGAUCCGUAAAGUAGACAAGCGAUAGCUCUACAAUGUCCAAGUCAUUCCAGCAGUCAUCUCUGAGUAGGGAUUCCCAAGGUCAUGGGCGUGAGCUCUCUGCAGGAAUAGGCCUUCUUGCUGCUGCUACCCAGUCUUUAAAUAUGCCAGCAUCUCUUGGAAGGAUGAACCAGGGUACUGCACGCCUUGCUAGCUUAAUGAAUCUUGGAAUGAGUUCUUCAUUGAACCAACAAGGAUCUCAUAGUGCACUGUCUUCUGGUAGUACCUCUUCCCAUAAUUUGCAGUCUAUAUUUAACAUUGGAAGUAGAGGUCCGCUCCCUUUGUCUUCUCAGCACCGUGGAGAUGCAGACCAGGCCACUAAUAUUUUGGCCAGCUUUGGUCUGUCUGCUAGAGACUUAGAUGAACUGAGUCGCUAUCCCGAGGACAAGAUCACUCCUGAAAACUUGCCUCAGAUCCUUCUACAACUUAAAAGGAGGAGAGCUGAAGAAGGUUAUGGUAGAGAUGGCAGAUCAUCCACACGGGAACCACCGUACAGAGUACCUAGGGAUGAUUGGGAAGAAAAAAGGCAUUUUAGAAGAGAUAGCUUUGAUGAUCGUGGUCCUAGUCUCAACCCGGUAGUUGACUAUGACCAUGGAAGUCGUUCUCAAGAAUCUGGUUAUUAUGACAGAAUGGAUUAUGAAGAUGACAGAUUGAGAGAUGGAGAAAGGUGUAGGGAUGAAUCUUUCUAUGGUGAGACUUCGCAUAACUAUCAUAAAUUUGACAGUGAGUAUGACAGAAUGGGUCGUGGCCCCGGUCCCGAGAGAUCUCUCUUUGAGAAAAAGAGAGGUGCUCCUCCAAAUAGCAAUAUUGAAGACUUCCAUGGAUUCUUACCGAAGGGUUAUCCCCAUCUGUGCUCUAUAUGUGAUAUGCCAGUUCAUUCUAAUAAGGAGUGGAAUCACCAUAUCAAUGGAGCGACUCACGGCCGGCGCUGUCAGCUGCUGCUUGAAAUAUAUCCAGAAUGGAACCCUGACAGUGAUUCAGGACAUGGAAUGGGUGAUCCCUUUAUGUUGCAGCAGUCCACAAAUCCUGCACCAGGAAUUCUGGGACCCCCACCACCUCCAUUCCACCUGGGAGGGCCUCCUGUUGGGCCAAGAGGAGCUGGAAAUGGAAACAUGCAAGGACCCAGACACAUGCAGAAGGGCAGAGUGGAAACCAGCAGAGUUGUUCACAUCAUGGAUUUCCAGAGAGGGAAGAACUUGAGAUAUCAAUUGCUUCAGCUUGUUGAACCCUUUGGAAUAAUCACAAAUCACCUGAUUCUCAACAAAAUCAAUGAGGCAUUUAUUGAAAUGUCAACCACUGAAGAUGCUCAGGCUGCAGUGGAGUACUAUUCAACAACACCUGCACUGGUGUUUGGUAAACCAGUCAGAGUCCACCUGUCACAGAAAUACAAAAGGAUAAAGAAACCUGAAAGUAAACCUGACCAAAAAACGGAGCCACCAAAACCAGAACUGGGUCGUGUGAUUCACCUCAGCAAUUUACCUCAUUCAGGCUACUCUGAUAACGCAGUGCUCAAACUGGCUGAACCGUAUGGAAAGAUUAAGAACUACAUACUCAUGAGGAUGAAGAGUCAGGCUUUCAUUGAAAUGGAGACCAGGGAAGAUGCUUUAGCGAUGGUUGAACACUGUGCCAACAAAGCUCUCUGGUUCCAAGGCAGAUGUGUGAAAGUGGAUCUGUCUGAAAAAUACAAGAAAUUGGUGUUAAGGAUUCCAAACAAGGGAGUUGAACUUCUGAAAAAGGAUAAAACUAGAAAGAGAACAUAUUCUCCAGACAGCAAAGACUCUCCAAGUGAUAAGAAGUCUAAAACUGAUGCUACUCAGAAACCUGAAAGUGGCACUGUAGAAGAUAAAGCAAAAGAGGAGAAGCAAGAUGAUGCUGCUGAGCCGUCGGGCGCUAAAAGCAGUGAGCAGGCAGACCAAGACGAGCCUAGUUUACUCCUUGAAUCUGAAGAUGAGCUCCUGGUGGAUGAGGAGGAAGCAGCAGCGCUGCUGGAAAGUGGCAGCUCAGCAGGAGAUGAUGCAGAUGUUGCCAAUUUAACUGAUGUGACUACAGAAGAGAAAAAGGAACCGGCUGAUGAUGUGACCGUAAAAACCGAGGGAAAUGCUGUGGCCAAUCCAGCAGCAAAGAAAAAGCUUAAAAAGCGAUACGUGGGUGGCUUUCCACGGAGCAUGGAAGGCUUUGUCACUCUAGAUGAGGUUGGUGAUGAAGAAGAUUCAGAUCAUCAAAAACUCCGGAAGUCGGGUUUGGCAGUAAAAUCUGCUGGCAAAAAUGAUGAUAGUUUGGCAGAAAUCAAAGUAGACAAGAUUGAGGAGCCGGAACAAGAAAGUGAAACGUUAGAAAAUGGUACCAAGACUGAAGAAAAUGUGAAGGCUGAAGCUGUUGAAGCUUCCGACCCCACAGCAGCACAAGAUCCUGAGAAAAAUGCCCACGAAAAUACAGACACCCAGGAAGAACAGGAAACAAAGAAUGUCCAAGAGAAAGCUCUUAUUCCAGAUGAAUUUAGGAUUGGGCCCUACCAGCCAAAUGUUCCUGUUGGUGUGAAUUAUGUGGUACCCAAAACAGGGUUUUAUUGCAAAUUGUGUUCCCUGUUCUACACAAAUGAAGAUGUUGCAAAAAAGACCCAUUGCAGCAGCCUUCCUCAUUAUCAAAAGUUGAAGAAAAUUCUGGAUAAAAUGGCAGAAGACUACAGGCAAAAGAAAGAAGCGUAAAAAGAAGGACGGAUGUAAGGAAAACAGUGGCUUUGUUCUUAAUGUUAAUCUUUUUUUAAAAGCAGUACAAGUAGUAGAUGGAAAUACUGUAUUCUUUUUUGUUUUGUUUUAGUGAGAUACAGUAGAUGUUAUAGGUCUGUUCAUGUGUUCAGUGUUGUAGCAAAAAGCAUAAGCAGUUAAGUUAAUGAAAAAAAUUUGUUCUUAAUGUGGGAAUGGCAACAAGUUUUCGUUUUGACACUGAGCUGUUAAAGAAGAAAUCUUGCAUCCUUGUGGAAAGCUCAUCUACCGCAAGAAAAUUUCCUUGAAGUGAAAUUUACUGCUUUCAAGCUUCGAAAAUUCGUCUAUCCAUUCUCAAUAAAAAAUAAAAAGUAACACUGCAUUUUUAUUUCAUCUAGAACAUUCCGUAUUUCAGUCUGAGCCUAGCAGAUACUUAAUUUGGAGUGUAAGGCUGUCAUUGCAUUUCACUUUUGAAAAGUCUUUAAAUGUAAGUUGCAUUUUUAAAUGUUGAAUUGCAGUUUCUUUUAAUGUCAUUGUUGUUACAUAGCAAAUAGGAAAAUUAGUGAUUAGUCAGCUUUACAACUUUGUGAUUUUUUUUCCUAAGCUCUUGAUAGACUUUCCUACUCAGCUAUACCUUGUAUUUUUAGUGACAAGUAAACGCCCAUUCUCUUCUGAUCAGUAUUAUUUCCUCAAGCUCUUCCUGCUCUCACUUGAAUCUUGCAGCUGUCGUACACCUCUGCUAUAUUCAAAAGCAGCAUUUGAGUCCUGAAAUGUAAAAAAAGAAAAAAGAAAAAUAAUCAAAAAAAGCAGUAUCUUUAUAUCCUUCACGUGUAAUUUUUCAUACCUGCAUUUUAAAACUGUUUCUGUUGAUCUAGUUUUGUCAAGAAUCUUUUAGAACUGUGCUCUUAAUGUACCUGCACAUGUGAUAUGUGAACAGGAAUUUGCAUGUGUAACCUGUGUUUAUCCGUAGUUUUUGUUAUUUACUGCUUAUUUGUGAAUUCAGGUUACUAAAGUGAUUUACCAAUAAACAAAGCUAGGCAACAGUAA